AUGGGUGAGUCACGUGGCUUUCCAGGUAUGUUGGGUUCCAUUGAUUGUAUGCACUGGGAAUGGAAAAAUUGUCCUGUUGCUUGGAAAGGACAAUUUUGUCGAGGUGAUCAUGGUAAACCCACAAUCAUGCUUGAGGCUGUGGCAUCUCAAGACUUAUGGAUUUGGCAUGCGUUUUUUGGUAUUGCAGGUUCUAACAAUGACAUUAAUGUGCUAAACCAAUCUAACGUAUUUAACGAUAUUUUGGAAGGACAUGCUCCCACUGUGCAAUAUACAAUCAAUGGAACACCAUAUAAUAUGGGGUAUUAUUUAGCGGAUGGUAUAUAUCCUGAGUGGGCUACAUUUGUCAAGACCAUUUCAAUGCCGCAGGGAGAAAAGAGAAAAUUAUUUGCUCAACAUCAAGAAUCAGCUAGAAAAGACGUGGAGCGGGCAUUUGGAGUGCUCCAGUCUCGAUUUGCAAUUAUACGUGGUCCAGCGCGUGCUUGGCACAUGGAAACCCUCAAGCAUACAAUAUAUGCUUGCAUCAUAUUACACAACAUGAUUGUUGAAGACGAACGACACACAUAUGAAGGUCAUUUUGAUUACUCUUAUGAUAAUGUAGAUGACAACAACUCAACAACUGAAACAUUUAACGGUCCCCAUCCGAAUCUUGCAACAAGGCUACAAAGAAGAGCAAAUAUUCGUGAAAAGCAGGUUCAUCGCCAACUUCAAGGAGAUCUGGUCGAGCAUAUUUGGGAACGUUUUGGACACGAGGAAGAUGAAACUUAA
Molecule: messenger RNA, 765 nt
Organism: Lathyrus sativus (Indian pea)
Lineage: Eukaryota; Viridiplantae; Streptophyta; Magnoliopsida; Fabales; Fabaceae
Source: the annotation of a GenBank genome assembly